GUGUCCCUCGGCGCAUGCGUAAUAGCCCAGCCAAUGGCGUAGGUCGCUCUCUUCUCUUGAUCAUCAGCUGGCGGACGGUGGUGGUCCUUCUUCAGCGCCAAGAUGACGAACACAAAGGGUCUUCGCCGAGGUACUCGGUAUAUGUUCUCGAGGAAGUUCCGUACUCAUGGACAACUGCCUCUUUCCACAUACCUGAAGGUAUACAAAGUCGGAGACAUCGUCGACAUCAAGGGUGAUGGUGCAGUCCAGAAAGGUAUGCCCCACAAGGCCUACCAUGGCAAGACCGGCCGUAUCUUCAAUGUAACGAGACGUGCCGUCGGUGUUAUUGUCAACAAGCGUGUGAAGGGACGCAUUCUUCCUAAGAAGAUCAACAUCAGGAUUGAGCACAUCCAUCAAUCUCGUUGCCGUGAGGACUUCCUCAACCGAGUGAAGGCCAACGAUGAACUUAAGCGUGCUGCUAAGGUAUCAGGAGAGAAGGUCAACACCAAGAGACUGCCUGUUGCCCCAAGGACUGAGCGUUUCGUCAGCACCUACAACAACCAGCCCACCGUCGUGGAACAGAUCCCAUACGAGUUCAUCGCAUAAUUUUCAAUAAAAUCCUUGGCGCCUAAAAUUUA
This is a messenger RNA of Sycon ciliatum, 617 nucleotides long. Its product is annotated as large ribosomal subunit protein eL21-like. Gene Ontology annotation, cellular component: cytosolic large ribosomal subunit; ribosome. The transcript has 7 exons. Lineage: Eukaryota; Metazoa; Porifera; Calcarea; Leucosolenida; Sycettidae. Bases 103 to 585 code for a protein of 160 amino acids. Gene Ontology annotation, biological process: translation. The record is from RefSeq and is a predicted model, not a curated record. Gene Ontology annotation, molecular function: structural constituent of ribosome.